AUGGAAACACAAAGUGAUAUUUUCUCCAAGAGACUCAUUAUUUCAGUGUUAUGGAACAUCGGACUCCAGACGUUUCUUGCCGUUGUUCUAGUUUUUCUAAUACAAGUGGAUAUUCUGCAUCCCGUGUCAUGGAUUACUUCAACUCUACACGAUACAUUUGGAUGGAAGAUGGGACUAAACAUCGUUUUGCUUAUAUUGGUUUCUUUUUUUCAAGCCUAUGUUUAUGGAAGUUACUACAUGAUGCCAUUGCCUAAAUAUUUCACCAGGUUCUCCAUGUUCUUGACUAUGUUUUCCGUACAAAAUGCUAUGUUCAGUGUACUGUAUGCACUCAGUGGUUACUUUACUAUGGGCUUGUACUCAUCUCUGGCAAAAAGCAAUUACAACAUAUUGAAGAAAAAGUGCGACUUUUAUGAUGGCCAAUGUCUGGUAGAGCCAAGUCUUUUUCUCCAGUUUGGAGGCAUGUGGAUGGGAUUGUAUUAUUUUUUGAACAUUCACAUCUUUGGAACUACAAUGCUUAUGUUUCCUCAUGUUUACCAAGACAAGUUCCAGCAAAUUAAAUUGGCUGUUAACAAUAUUCUCUCAAUGGGAUUUAGGAAUGCAGUGAUGCCGGUUGCUUAUUACUGUGCUUUUUACUAUUUGUGGGGAAAUAAACCAAGAAGCCUAGUGUCGGAGGCAUAUAGCUUGUAUCUAGAAGACCCUCCUUUAGACAAUGUCUUUAAUUUGAUGAAAUCUGGAAUUUGGAUUGGACUUUGGUUUUACACAAGCCUGUUCUUUGUGUCAGUUUACACAAUGAGAACUAUUUUUAACAUUGUUCUUACUGAGCCAAUGAAAUUCCCCAUUGAAUCUUCUUCGAGUUUGGUGCUACACAAUGCUUUGGCUCUGAGAGCACAAUUUAAUGGAUACUUGGGAGCACAAGAUUUGAGAAUUAUGUCAAUGACUGAUCUGGCAAGGAGGCAACAGAUAUACACACUUUCUCAACCUGGUGGACACCCAAGGAAUUGGAACAACUUGUUGGAGCAGUGCAUCAGCAUUAUUAAUGACUUCAGUAAAGAACUGGAGGCUGUCAAUGGGGAUGGAAAAUCUAAUGAAGCAGAGGCAUCCAAACUAAGAAAUGGAAAUGUAUCAACAAGUAAUGGAUUUAAAUUCUCCGGAAAUCUGAGAAAUAUGGCACAAUCUCCUAAAUUGAAAGAACUGAAGGAUCACAAUAAGAACAAACAAGAGGACACAUUUAUAAAUGCUGUUAAAGACGAUUUUAAUUUGUUUAUUCACAAACUUUGUCAAAAACCUGGUAUUAGUUAUUUGUUUGGGGAACUUACUGACACUAAAUUAAAGUUUUUGUUGAUGCAAGCUCAGCCAGUGAUGUGGACUUGUGAAGGUUUAGCUAGUAUUGCCGCUGCCUCAUUGAAUGAAGACAAAUAUGGAGUUGUUCAGAAUGACUUGCCUAUUGUUAUAUCAACUUUAAUUAACCUGAAACAAAAUCUGGAUAAAUUGACAAAACCGGGCCUGGUGCCGAGGAAGCAUAUUUUGAAUGAUAGUUUUGCCAUUAAAAUGAAGACUGCUCUGAUCUCAUCAGUGAAAAGAAGUAUUUAUAAGAUUGCCAUUACUUUCUCAAAGUACAUACAUGAAAUACCCUUGGAUCCUGAUAUUCAAGUAGCAUUACAGCCAUUUUUGAUGUGUAAAGAAGCAUGA
This is a messenger RNA of Spodoptera littoralis (African cotton leafworm), 1689 nucleotides long. Lineage: Eukaryota; Metazoa; Arthropoda; Insecta; Lepidoptera; Noctuidae. The record is from the annotation of a GenBank genome assembly.